Cyprinus carpio (common carp) is the source of this 2846-nucleotide messenger RNA. Its product is annotated as SH2 domain-containing adapter protein F-like. Lineage: Eukaryota; Metazoa; Chordata; Actinopteri; Cypriniformes; Cyprinidae. The record is from RefSeq and is a predicted model, not a curated record. Gene Ontology annotation, molecular function: phosphotyrosine residue binding.
CCCCUUCACUUCAUUUAGACAGUCGCUUGUAGUGGAUAUACCGGGAAUGGGAUCUUCAGCGAGAGAUAAGAAAAACUUUAAAUUUUUCCGCGUUUAUGCCCUUCAGAGACUCCUCUUUAUCUUGCGGGAAUAAUUGGGAGCAAACAAAAGCAAGACAUAAUAUUCCAAUGUGAAGAAUCGUAGUAUAGCCUAUAGUUGAGAGUGUAAGAAGUUUCCUGAAAAGAAAUACGAAUGGGAUAAAUUCUGUAAACAAGAUUAGCCUACAUAAGAGGAAUUUUAAUAUUCGGAACCUUUCCCUAAAUCAAUUUUACAGAUUCAUUAAAAUUAAUACUUGGUUAAAAGAAACUGCACGUUAAAGUGUUGUUAAUUAGGCAAAAAUAAAAAGAAAUAAAAAGGGCAUAGUGAUAUUUUAGAAGCCGAUUAGUUUCCUGAAGGAGUUGUGCGUGUGUAUGGAGAGUGGCGCCGACACCUGUGCACAUUCACCAUGGCGAAGUGGUUUAAAGAUUUUCCAACUAGUUUGAAGACUGGAUCCGACCGGAUCCGUUCUGCUUCGGAAUCGGGAACUCAGUCCCGUCCCAAACCGGUUCUGACGGUCGGUACUGGUUCGAAGGGGAGUCUGCGUAAAAAUUCUGGAGCGGAAAACGGCGGCAGUGUGGGUUCGUGUGGUGGCGGUGGUGUGGGUUCGCUGCUCCACGGGAGAAAUCGUAAAAAUUCGGCCAUCGAGCUGGGACGGAACCACUCCAGCACCGGCUCGAUAAAAGACGGGAGGAUAUGGGAAAUUCUGAUUCCUGGGAAAAGUAAGAAGAACACCAAAAUGGAGGGGUUUGAAGACCAUCGCACCCUGCGGACCACCAGUCUUGCUGACGCGUACAUGAGCAGAAUGAUCAAGGUUAAUGAUCCAAAAUCAAGUGUAGGAGGAUCAUCUCCAGACAGCGAGAGGGCCAAGUCACCAAUCAGGACAGAAACGAUCAUCCUGGAGGAUUAUGCUGUCCCAUAUGAUGCUGAGAAAACGAGGGAACAGAGAGAGGGUGAAAGAGAAGGAGAGAAUGAUGGGUACAUGGAACCUUAUGAUGCCCAGCUCAUUAUUACAGAGAUUCGCCGACGAGGUUCGAAGGACUUGCUGAAAGUGUGUGUAGUGUUGAAUGGAGGAGAAAGUGAGGGGUCUGGACCUCCUCAGAUCUAUGAUGUCCCAUAUGAGGAGGUUCUGGAGGGAAUUCCCUUGACCCGACCUGAGUCUGACCCCAGACCACCAGCGGAGUAUGAGCUGCCCUGGGAGUGGAAGAAGGAGCAGAUUGUUAGGGCACUGUCAGCUCAGUUUGAUGGAAUAGAGCGCAUGGCCAAGGAAGAUUCAGGUUCUCCUACUGGAAAACAGCAGACACUGAGACAUAAGAGCUGGACCCCUAAAACUCUUCGACCGAAUCCCCCGUCCCCAACUUCCCCUUCAUCUCCCAGCACCAUCCCAGACAGUGAGACACCAAUAGUUGAUCCCACCCUGCCCUUGGAGAAACAGAGCUGGUAUCAUGGCAGUGUGAGUCGUCAGGAGGCGGAGGCUCAGCUGCAGCACUGUAGGGAGGCCAGCUUCCUGGUGCGAGACAGCGAAUCAGCUACCAGCAAAUACUCCAUCGCCCUCAAGACGAGUCAAGGAUGUGUGCACAUCAUCGUAGCGCAGACUAAAGAGUGCGGUUACACACUGGAAAAAAGCAGCUGUGUGUUCCCAAGCAUCCCAGAAGUGGUGCACCACUACUGUUCCCAGCGCCUACCUUUUACGGGGGCAGAGCACAUGACCCUACAGCACCCUGUGCCACGCACACACUAAACACACACACACACAUGCUGAACUUAUACAUAUUAACAGCGUUCUCUGGUGUAAAGACAUGAAUGUACAAUACCAUGGUGCCUGCCAAUCACAUGCCAUCAAAACACAGCUUAAAAUUCUUUGUCUUACUGUACGUAUGUAGAUGUGGGCAUGGAAAGGAGUAAUUGAAUAAGUGGAAUUUUACGUAUAUGUGUUUUCGGCCCUUUGAAAACUGGGUUUUACUCACUAGAAAGACCAAAGGAGGAGAUAUAUUUGACAAAAACUGUAGUUUAAACGCAACAGUUUACGUAAUGUGUAUCUGUUGCAGACUUCUGUUUUGUUAUUUCCUCAUGCUGGGACUGCAGCACAAGUUCAUUCACAAUCAUGUUACUGGUCUAAUUUUGUGCCUGACGGAGCGAAUCGCUCCUAAACUCCCCCUGCUGGCAGAAGUGGCAAACUGCAACUUUCCCUGGAGAGACACAAAUGUUACUCCCUUUAACAAUGACUGCAUUUAAGUGGCCAGAAUCUGCACAGUUGAUAUUUUUAGGAUCCAUAGUAUAGAUUCAGUUUAGAAUUAUAGUUGAAUUCUCAUAUUCAUUUAUCCUCUAAGAAAAAAAACACUUCAUCACACAUUGGCAGUUCCUGGAUAGCUGAGGUUAGAUUAUUAGUUCGGAUCAAUAAAGCAAAUUGAAGCUGGCUCGUUCAUCAGAUAAAUGAGUCAUUGCCGUUGAUUGGCUAAUGUUCUUGUCUGUACGUGAUGAAACUUUCUAUUGAUUUGGGAAUAGUGGGAUGUCGAACAGAUUUACUGACUGUGUUGUCAUGCUUGGAUUCAUGGCGUACCGACUGUGGUAUCACUCUCUUGGUGAUGGGAAGUUACGUUUAAAUGUAUGUCUUUUUGUUUAAAGGUAACAGGUUCCGUUUUAAUCUUAAUUUGAUAAUUGUUUAAUCUAGAUGAGAGAAAUGUGAUGGAUGUUCACUGAAGAUUUUGCCUUUGUACAAUGUAAGACUGUGCAAAGCCUGAAAUAAAGCAGAUAAUGCUAAUUUCGUUAAA